CAAAGCCAAACUCACAGACGUGUAGAGUUGAAUGAAACCAAAAACCACGCGAGACGGAGCCCGAGACGUUUUGGCGCUCUCCGCUCCGCAUCCAGUUCGAGCAAAGCAAGCGCAACUUCUGGCCGCCUCUUCCUCCUCCGUAACUGUUCCCACUCUGCGUCGGCUCUCGUUAUCAUCCCGGAUUUCUCACGUCUUUUGAAAAAGUAGAAGAUUUUGGAUGCCCUUGUUGAAGAUUUCAGCGGUGGCGGUCGGAGAUUCUGGCGCAGGCGGACGGAGAGGAGGGGGAAGUAUGGAUUUGGAGAGACAAUCUAGGGUCUCGGAGAGCCGGUCUUCAAAAUCAUACAGAACCACGCUUUUAUUGGCCUACCAGAGUUUUGGUGUCGUGUAUGGAGAUUUAAGCAUCUCUCCUAUUUAUGUCUUCAAGAGCACCUUCUCAGGCAGGCUACGCCUCCAUGAAGAGGAUGCUGAGAUUCUAGGCGCUCUUUCUCUAGUUUUCUGGAGUCUCACUCUCAUAGCUCUCUGCAAGUACAUCAUCUUGGUGCUAGGAGCAGAUGAUAAUGGUGAAGGCGGGACCUUUGCUCUGUAUUCAUUAAUGUCGCGGCAUUCAAAGAUUGGACUGUCGAGGACAUCCCAUGCUGCACAUGAACACCUGACUGCUUACGAGCUUGAAACUGACUGUGAGGAAACUCGAACUAGUUUACGGAUAAAGAAAUUUCUCGAGAAGAAUCAGACUUCUCGACUUUUGCUACUACUAUUUACGCUAUUAGGGACAAGUAUGGUCAUUGGCGAUGGUUGUUUGACCCCGACAAUCUCAGUUGUUUCAGCUGUUUCUGGACUCAGAAUUAAGCUUCCAGGUCUUCAUGAAGGUUACACUGUUGUUAUUUCGUGCGUCAUCUUAAUUGGGCUGUUUGCUCUACAACAUUAUGGAACGCAUCGAAUUGGUUUUUUGUUUUCUCCAAUCUUGAUCGCUUGGCUUAUUUGCAUAAGUACUAUUGGAAUCUACAACACCAUUAAGUGGAACCCUGGUGUUAUUCGUGCUAUCUCACCGCAUUAUAUUUAUCUCUUCUUUAAGAAGUCUGGGAAGGAUGGAUGGAGUUCUCUUGGAGGCCUUGUCCUUUGUGUUACAGGUGCUGAGGCAAUGUUUGCUGACCUUGGGCAUUUCUCAAAGCUUUCUAUUCGGAUAGCAUUUACGGCAGUAGUAUAUCCUUGCUUGGUUCUUGCAUACAUGGGCGAAGCCGCCUACCUGUCCAAGCACAGAGAUGAUCUCCAACAAAGCUUCUUUAAAGCUCUCCCAGAUAGAGUAUUCUGGCCAGUGUUCGUCAUUGCGACAUUGGCCACAGUUGUUGGAAGUCAGGCAAUUAUUUCAGCAACCUUUUCCAUUAUCAGUCAAUGUAGAGCUUUGGGAUGUUUCCCUCGUGUCAAAAUUAUACACACCUCGAACCAUAUCAAUGGGCAAAUAUACAUACCAGAGGUGAACUGGCUUCUUAUGCUCUUGUGUCUCAUUGUUGCCAUUGGUUUCAGAGAUACUACAAUGAUUGGAAAUGCUUAUGGAUUGGCUGUAAUUACAGUAAUGCUGGUGACAACAUGCUUGAUGUUUCUUAUCAUCACUGUCGUCUGGAAGCGAUCAAUAUUCCUAGCACUCCUCUUCACCUUGACCUUUGGUUCUCUAGAACUCCUCUAUUUAUCUGCAUGUGUUGCCAAAGUUGGUCAUGGAGGUUGGCUUCCCCUUGUUAUAUCGCUGACAAUCUUGACGGCCAUGUUUACAUGGCACUAUGGCACUGUUAAGAAGAGGGAAUUCGAGCUUCAAAACAAGGUCAGCCUCGACAGGAUACUCAGCAGCAGCCCCAGCCUUGGCCUUGUCCGAGUCCCAGGAGUUGGCCUCGUCUACUCUAACAUCAUAAAUGGAGUCCCACCGCUAUUUGCCCACUUUGUCACAAAUUUUCCAGCUUUUCAUCGAGUUCUCGUAUUCGUGUGUUUGCAGACACUAACAGUGCCAAAAGUUCCUCUUCAUGAACGAUUCUUAAUCACAAGAAUUGGACAACCUGAGCAUGGGAUCUUUAGAUGCCUAGUAAGGUAUGGCUAUAAGGAUGGAGGUUCAGACAAUUUCGAAUUCGAGAAUCAGUUGCUGCUUAAGCUUGCAGAGUUCCUUGACCAGGAAGGUCGAAAUUCUUCAGCCAACGGUGACAAGCCAUCGAUUGCUAAACCCUCAGAGUCAGUCUCGGAUGCUCUUGCUGGGCUUGCAAUUGUUGCAGAUGGUGGAAAGAAGGUGCGGUUUAAAUUGGUUGAAGAAACACAAGAACUGAGGCAAGAGGUGUGGGAAUUGCUGGAAGAGAGGGAAGCUGGCGUUUCAUACAUGAUGGGCCACACCUGUGUUGUAGCUCAUGAAUCCUCGCCAUGGAUCAAAAAGUUUACAAUCGAUGUAAUAUACGGGUUUCUUCGACGAAAUUCCCGCAGUCCUGCAGUUUCUCUUGGGAUCCCCCACUCUUCCCUUAUUCAGGUUGGCAUGAUUUAUCAUGUAUGAAGCCAAGGAAAUAAGAACUAGACAUCGAUCAAAAAUUUAGUUCAAAGUUCAGAAUGAGACAUCAGCUGACAAUUUAGAGCAAAUGAUACAUUCCGUGCAUGAAGAUUGGUAAAUAUAAUUACUCUUCAGAA
Messenger RNA from Zingiber officinale, 2652 nucleotides. RefSeq names its product probable potassium transporter 13. The transcript has 9 exons. Gene Ontology annotation, molecular function: potassium ion transmembrane transporter activity. The record is from RefSeq and is a predicted model, not a curated record. Gene Ontology annotation, biological process: potassium ion transmembrane transport. NCBI's taxonomy places the organism in Eukaryota, Viridiplantae, Streptophyta, Magnoliopsida, Zingiberales, Zingiberaceae. Gene Ontology annotation, cellular component: membrane. The coding region runs from base 218 to 2521 and encodes 767 amino acids.